This is a messenger RNA of Hyaena hyaena (striped hyena), 2349 nucleotides long. It is a transcript of the gene NEU3, whose product is annotated as neuraminidase 3. Gene Ontology annotation, biological process: oligosaccharide catabolic process; ganglioside catabolic process. The record is from RefSeq and is a predicted model, not a curated record. Gene Ontology annotation, molecular function: exo-alpha-sialidase activity. The transcript is spliced from 3 exons. Gene Ontology annotation, cellular component: lysosome; membrane; cytoplasm. Lineage: Eukaryota; Metazoa; Chordata; Mammalia; Carnivora; Hyaenidae. Bases 239 to 1555 code for a protein of 438 amino acids.
CCGCCGGGUGCAGAUUCCGCGCGUCCCGGCCUUCGCUUCCCAGCGGGGAAGUCUAGGCGUCAGGGGUCUGUCGGUCUUCCCGCCUGUCUGUGGCUGUGUCGCCCUUUUCCUUCAGUUUUCGUGGCUUGCUUCCGUGUCCUCCGCAGUCUCUCUCUCUCCCUCUUCCGUAGCUCGUUCUCCCACGCUGCGGUGUCCGAGACCUGAGAGCUGCCCGGCGCCCAGCUCUGCUCGGAGAGAGAUGGAGGAGCCGGGGUCCCGCGAAGAGGUCAUGGAAGAAGUGACAUCGUGCUCCUUCAACAGCCCUCUGUUCCAGCAGGAAGACGAGAGAGGGAUCACCUACCGGAUCCCAGCCCUGCUCUACAUCCCCCCCACCCACACCUUCCUGGCCUUUGCAGAGAAGCGCUCCACAAGCCGGGAUGAGGAUGCUCUCCACCUGGUGCUGAGGCGAGGGUUGAGGACUGGGCACUCGGUACAGUGGGGACCCUUGAUGCCAUUGAUGGCAGCCACAUUACCUGGGCAUCGAACCAUGAACCCCUGUCCUGUGUGGGAGCGGAAGAGCGGCUGUGUAUUCCUAUUCUUCAUCUGUGUGCGAGGCCAUGUCACCGAGUGUCAACAGAUCCUGUCAGGCAGAAAUGCAGCCCGACUCUGCUUCAUCUGCAGCCGAGACUCUGGCUGCUCAUGGAGCCAGGUGAGGGACCUGACCGAAGAAGUCAUUGGUGCAGAGGUGAAGCGCUGGGCCACAUUUGCUGUGGGCCCAGGUCAUGGCAUCCAGCUGGAGUCGGGGAGGUUGGUCAUCCCUGCGUAUGCCUACUACAUUCCUUACUGGUUCUUUUGCUUCCGGCUGCCAUGUAAAACCAAGCCUCAUUCCCUGAUGAUCUACAGUGAUGACCUAGGGGCCACAUGGCACCACGGCAGGCUCAUUCAGCCCACGGCAACAGUAGAGUGUGAAGUGGCAGAGGUGACUGGGUGGGCUGGCAACCCCGUGCUGUAUUGCAGUGCCCGGACUCCAAACAGGUGCCGGGCAGAGGCUUUCAGCGAUGACCGUGGUGAAUGCUUUCAGAGACCAGCCCUGAGCCAACAGCUCUGUGAGCCCCCACAUGGCUGCCAAGGCAGUGUGGUGAGUUUCCGGCCCCUGGAAAUCCUACAUGGGUGCCAGGACCCUGAUGGCAAAAAUGCUCCUAUCAUUCAGCAGAGCCCUCUGCUAGACAGCUCACUAAGGCUGGAGCAGGAAGCUGGACCACUGUCCAAAUCAUGGCUCUUGUACUCACACCCAGCCUGUAAGAAGCGGAGGGCCAACUUAGGUGUCUACCUCAACCGGACUCCCUUGGAUGCUGCCUGCUGGUCCCAUCCCUGGAUCUUGCACUGCGGGCCCUGUGGCUACUCUGAUUUGGCUGCUUUGGAAAAGGAGGGCUUGUUUGGGUGUCUCUUUGAGUGUGGGACCAAGCAAGAGUGUGAGCAGAUUGCCUUCCGCCUGUUUACAGACCGAGAGAUCCUGAGCCAUGCGCUUGGGGACUUCACCAGCCCUGUUAAGAACCCUGAGCCAAUUGAAAGCUAAAAAUUGACUUAGGACCCGAUUUUCCAUAGAAAGGAAACCACGGAAGGCAACCACAGCCAGGAUAAUGGAGGCCAGGUUAACAGAAGUUAUUGAAGUCUACAGAGAAUCCAAAAACUUAAUAAUGUGCUCCCUACCUUUUUUUCCCUUCUCCUCCAAAGAGCAAAAUGAAAACUUUGCCAUAGCUACUACAGUGAAAAAACUAUAAGUUGGGAAACCAUGAUGUGGUCCUGGUUGUGCCAUUGGCUUGCUGUGGGGUUUUGGACAUAUCACUCGAACACCCGAACCUGGGCCUCAGGUCUCCAUCUGUAAAAUGAGAGGAUGGGUUCUGGGAUUUUUCUUCUUCCAUUUAUAGCAAAGGCACAGUGUCUGCAUGCUCCAUGAUCAGCAAAUGCUAGCUGCAUAGUGGACUCUGAUCUCAAAAGGGAAGUCAGAGGACUCAGCUUUUCCAAUGACUCACCACUCAUCCAGGUGUGAGGCUACAAGCAGGUGUUCUGGCAUGAAGAUCUGGAUGGUUUGUCCUGUUCCUGAUAACAAACACACACACACCCCUUUAAUCAUGUUGAGAACUCUUGAGGUUCUCUGCCCUAAAGGAAAUGGGCAAAAAACAAAACAGUUGGAUCAUGAGAUCACAUACCUUCUCCAGCUUUGCAGCUAUGCUCAGUCUUCCUUCCUCAUCCAGAACGCUUAUUCCCUAUGGAGAAAAUGAGAAGCUCAAUGCCAGUAGCCCUUGAUAAUGACACUGAAUUGUUUCUCAUGGCAUUACUUCUUUUUUUUUUUUUUUAAUGUUUUUAUUU